Molecule: messenger RNA, 7891 nt
Organism: Myxocyprinus asiaticus (Chinese sucker)
Lineage: Eukaryota; Metazoa; Chordata; Actinopteri; Cypriniformes; Catostomidae
Gene: ngfra
Product: nerve growth factor receptor a (TNFR superfamily, member 16)
Exons: 6
Coding region: 211-1260 (349 amino acids)
Biological process (GO): Rho protein signal transduction
Cellular component (GO): plasma membrane; cell surface
Molecular function (GO): coreceptor activity; nerve growth factor binding; death receptor activity
Source: RefSeq, a predicted model, not a curated record
CGGACAGCGCUGAGUGCGGAGUGAAAGAAAGUAAACAGGACAGUCCAGGCGCGCAUCAGCGAGCACCGGCCGAGUCCUAAGGUCCCAAACAUCAGCUAUGAACGAAAGGAGCACCCACAUGGACUUACUAUGAACUGUCGGGGGGCUGAUCUUCACUUCAUGACUUAAACUUACACAUUUACACUUUAAGAGGGAAGGAAAAUAUCAGACAUGGACACCUUGGUGUGGAUCUUGAUUUGUGGAGCGCUGGGUCUGGUGUUUAGCUCUAAACUGGAGCGGGCCGUAGAGGAGGAGUGUGAAUCGGGCCAGUACACGUACAGUGGGGAAUGCUGUAUGCAGUGUCCACCAGGAGAGGGAGUGGUCAAGGAGUGCGGGGCCACCCAGACCGAAUGCAGUCAAUGCUUAGACAGUGAGACAUUCUCUGAGAUCUACAGUCACACAGAGAGGUGCCAGACAUGCAGUGAAUGCACAGGUCUCAUGCGUAUGCAGACACCCUGUACUGACUCUAAUGACGCUGUGUGCGUGUGCAACUACGGCUAUUUCCAGGACGCUCUGUCGGGCCAGUGCGAGCCCUGCACUGUGUGUCCGCGUGGUCAGGGGGUGCUGAUGCGCUGUGACUAUGACCACGACACGAUCUGUGAGGAGUGUAUGGAUGAAACCUUCUCUGAUCAGGAGAGCUCGCUGGACCCCUGCCUACCCUGCACCAUCUGCGAGGUGCAGACAGAGACUCUGAUCAGAAAUUGCACACCCUUUGUAGACGCACUCUGUCAUGAUCCAUUUGCACCCACCUAUCCUUCCACCACUGCCUCUCCGAGCGAUUCUAAUCCCCCUUUCAGUGAUCUGGAUGGUUUGUGGAGCCCCAGCCCUGGAGGGGACGCCACCACACCCAAACCCAGCUCCCCUCACUUCAUCAGCAGUGGGCUCAACGAGAACCUGAUCCCAAUCUACUGCUCCAUCCUGGCAGCAGUUGUGGUUGGCCUUUUGGCAUAUAUCAUCUUUAAGAGGUUGAACAGCUACAAGCAGAAUAAACAGGCAGCUAAUAAUCGAGCAGCGACGGCCAAUCAGACGCCGUCUCCCGAGGGAGAGAAGCUGCACAGUGACAGUGGUAUCUCAGUGGACAGCCAGAGUCUGCAGGAGCAGCAAGCGCAGUCGCAGACACAGAUACAGGCACAGGCCCACACGCAGCUGCAUGCGGCAGAGCAGAUCGUGGUGAGAGUGGACGGGGGGGCUCAGCCUGACUCCCCCCCACCUCAGGCCUAAUGAGUGAGGAGCAGCACGUUACGUCAUCAUUAUGAUGAUGAAAGAGGAGUGAAAAGUUGGAGUAAAGGGAACAAAGGGUGCAGAAGAUCACGUAGGAGAAUGGAGGAGUGAAGCCAUGAUGGGCGUUUAGCAAGGGAGGCUGAGACUUUGAACACUUUUGAACGCAGCAUGAACAGUUCGCUGAUGUGCUGGGUCAUCAGCGUGAAUGGACCUGUCUUAACAGAUCAACAUCAACAAUCAGACUAUGGCCUAAAGUAGCUACUUUAAAUAAACGUAAGCCCAUUAGCCCAAAGCGAGUUUGCAGCAUCAUGUAUACCGAAAACCCAGUACAAACCUCAACAAACUGUGAAUGUUUCAAACUGGGUUUCUCAAAUGUAUUGACAUAACCUCAUGACACAAACUUUUAAUCUCUUCACGACUGGACGUAGAGACGGCGGACACGGGUUUCACGGUUAUCAAGCAAAUUAGCAAACGCACCAUGGUUCCUCUUUUUGGGGCCUUCUGCCUGAUUCAAUAUGGAUUUCUUUUUUGCCUUAUCUUUGAAGUAUUAAUAGAUUUUGUCUCUAACAUCAAUGCUCUUUUUUCAUCUGAAUUUGACCCGGUUGUUGCCGUUUAUAGGCAACAACUCACAACUGUGACAUUUGCUGACCUUUACUAAUAUAAUGACUCAGAUCUAAACAUAGCUCUCCUUUCCUUUCUUCUCUUUAACACUCUCUGUGACAGCCCUUUCUCUAUUAAACCUCACAAACACACACAUAGCGUGUCAUAUUCCCUGGCUUCCUCUGCUCAUUGCAGGUAAGGUUUCUUUUCCUAGAUGUUCUAUUUUUAAAAACCUGAUUAAAAAUGCAAAGAGGACCCAAAACUGAAAUACUGAGAUAGACUGGGAUCUUUAAAAUUCAGAUUCUAAACACAAACAGACAAAACCUUAAAUAACCUGAAAGAUUUAAAUAACUAUUUUAAAGCUGUCAUGUACUCCUAGAUGUAACCACCAUGUUUUACUAAUUCAGCCAUUUGGUUUGUUCUGAUUCAAUGGUCUUUCAGAACUAUAUUCUGAACAAAAGUACUAAUCAUAUACUAAACAAUAGUAUUUUUGUAGCAAAUCUUAACGGUAUAUUAUAUUAAAUCUGAAUCUAUCUUUAAUUAUACACUGUCAUUUGACAAACCAGUCAGUAUUUAUGCUGAUUUAAGUCUCAGAAGCCUGAAGUACACAAACCAAUAGUCAUGAGUUUCAUUUAAAAGAACCAGCUCAUAAAAGUCAUUUAUUCGUGAAUUAGACUUCACUGGGCAUGCUUUAUGUUUGUUAUUGUUCGCAAUCAGUGAGGAAAACAGAAUAGAUGUCUUUGUAUUAUUUUGCGGCACACAGUCUUUCUCUCUCAUCGCAUUAAAUUCAGCCCACAAGCUCACAACUCACAACUAUUAUUAUAUACUAUUUAUUUUGCCAUAAUGUAGGUUUAGAAUACAGUUGCAGGAAACCCUGCCAGAGUAUUUUAGUACAGUGUUCAAGACGGGAUCUUAUGCAGAACCAGUUCUUGUUUUCCAACCUUAGUCACAAAAACAUCAGGAAGAACUAAUAGGCAAGUCCUGAUAUUUGAUCAAUACUGGGAUUUACCCAUUAUAUUUGUAACUUCUUUUUUUAAUUUUUUAUUCAGAAAUCUUUAUCUCGCUCUCAUCACCACCACUGGGAUUAUCAAAGUCCAUCGACUUCUCUGGUUCUUGAUGAGUCAUCCUCUCUUGGUUUUCCUUUUUUUUUUUUUUUUAUCACCAACUCUUUCAGUCUCUAUUCAGUUCAGUCUUGGCUAAAUGAUUCAUUCCAUGAAAGCUAAGGGCCGGAUAUGUGGUGUACAUUAUGUGCAUCAGAUGCCAUAAUUUGGUUUGAAUUACAUCACCAUCUCAGCUGUCAAAUGCUGGAAGUGGUCAUGUUCACUGCGUGCUGAAUGUUAUGAGAAUCUGCAGAGUAGAGUGAGCCGUGCCAUCAGAUUAUGUCACUGACUCGAACUGGACAAAUUACAGGGCAGACUUGUCAUCAUCUUAACAGAAGAAAGGAGUGUUAGUGAGAUUUGCAUUGAAGUAAAUUUGUCUAAUCAUACUAACGGGGUCCAAAAUUAACUUUUUGUAACAACUGCCAAUGUAGAGUGAAUAGAGAAAAUGUACCAUCCAUAAAACAUUUCUUAAUGGCAAUUAAACUGCAAUUUUGUAUUAUGAAAUAUAGAUAUCAUUUGUUCUCAUGACAGCUGGAUUAUUUAGCUGUUUUUCCCCUUGCGUAUUAGUGACAACAGCGCUGGUCAUUAUGUCACUCGCAGCAUCCUAUACAAGCUAGUCUCCAUCUCUCUGAGAAACUACACUGUUGCAAUCGUUAUUUUGUUGCAAUCGCGUAAAUUUGUUUCGGUGGCUUUAUGCGAGGAAUAUUCAACAUAGGUGUUGCCACAUGGGCUUUAUGAGAACCCCCCCCCCCCAAAAAAAACCUUUGGGACGGUAAAUUUUCCAUUAAAGUAAAAAAAAAAAAGAGUUGGGACCCACUUUAUAUGUGGUGUUUUAACUACUAGCCUGUGUUCUUAAGCAUUUGAUACAAUGUACUUAUUAUAUACAUACUUGUUGUUGCAUUGUACUAACAUUUAAAGUACCUGAAUUUAAUUACAUCUGUUGUUACACUGACCACGUUUACAUGGACACCAGAAAACUGUUUAUUGAGAAAGCUGCUUAAGACUCGAAAUCGGUUUAUGCAUUUAGAUGAGCUGUUUUAGCAGCUUUCUCUUUACCUUCAUAGACAUGCGGCUUGAAGCAGCUUUCUUUACAGUAACAUAAUUUCCUUACGAUGCUUGUGUAAAUAAUAAACAUGGCAUCCGAGGAAGACUUCACUAUUUUAUUGUCCGUUGCUUUGCUUCAUUUCCAGAUAUUCCAAAGUGGUUGCUGUGUUUGUUUCCUUUACUUUUUAUCGCAACCUAUAGGGGAAUUGCACUGCAAUAGUGGGGUUUCCUUCUGGGAUUCCCCCAAUGUAUAAGCGCACAUACGCAAGUGUUAGGGACAGCCCAUAUUUUACAUUGGUGUGUAUAAUUGUGUAUAGUUUACAGUGUAUGUGCCUUUUCCACUUUACUCCAAGAAAUUUUGAAUUCAUUCCACUGUGUUGAUUUUUGUUGGGCUCCAUCCUAUAACGUUUGUUAUGACAGUCUGUUCAUGCACGUUACAAUGCCGCUUAUGUGUUUACAUGGCCACAAUAAGUUGCGUUCUCCGGGAGAAACCCAGGUGUGUUACGGGAUAUGUGUAAGGGAUAAAGAAAGCGGUUUCUGCAAAAACCCUGGAAUAAACAAUUUUUUUAAAUGCAUGUAUACAUGGUCACUGUUAACCUUACCCCUAACCCAGUCUUUACCCUAAACCCUACCCCUACUCCUAAACUUACCUGCAUCUCAACCUCAGUAACAGAAAAUGUGAAUCUUGUGAGAAUUUAGCAAAAAAAAAACAAAACAUGUAGUUACACAAUAAAUACACUGCCUGGCCAAAAAAAAAAAAGUUUCAUAUCUAAUAUUUCGUUGGACUGCCUUUAUCUUUGAUUACAGUGCACAUUCGUCAUGGCAUUGUUUCGACAACCACAUGCAACGUCACAACAUUUAUUUCCGUCCAGAGUUGCAUUAAUUUUUGGCCGAGAUUUUGUAUUGAUGGCGGGAGAGUCGAAGCACUCUGUAAAGUCGUCUCUAGCACAUCCCAAAGACUUUCAGUGCAGUUAAGGUCAGGACUUUGUGGUGGCCAAUUUAUGUGUGAAAAUGAUUCCUCAUGCUUCCUGAACCACUCUUUCACAAUUUGAGCCAGAUGAAUCUUGGCAUUGUCAUCCUAGAAUAUGCCCGUGCCGUCAGGGAACAAAAAAUCCAUUGAUGGGAUAACCUGGUCAUUCAGUACAUUCAGGUAGUCAGCUGACUUAAUUUUAUUGCUGCAUAACAUUGCUGAGCCUAGACUUUACCAAUUGAAGCAACCCCAGAUCAUAACACUGCUUUAAAUCCAAAUGGUGAGGCAGUGUAAAUUGUAUUGUGUGUACAUUAAUGUUAGCAAAUUGUAGUUAAACACACCUAAUUUAGUGGGACCAUAAGAAGAAGAGACAGAAGUCGUAACAGAUUUCCUUUAGUAAAUGUUUGUAUGUCUUUCAUUUGAAUCGCUUCAGUCACUUAGAUCAGCAAGGGUCAGACAAUCAUUCUUUCAGACAUAAGAUAUUAUGUUGCAGUUGCUUAUAAAUCUACCGGCCUCUGGUGAUUUACUUGCCAAAGCCAAUUUUACCCACAUUUGGCACUUUCCAAAUGUUUAAUUUGGACUCUGCACACAAACAUGUCAACUAAAAGCCAGAGCCACUAAAAUAGUUAAUUACUUCCUGUUUUCUGUCCAUUCACUAGGAUAUUACGCUAGUAAACAGACACUAGGGACCGAACACGGAGGGAUUUCACAGUGUGCACAUGCAAACACACACACACACACACACACACACACACACACACACACACACACACACACACACAAACACACACACACACACACACACACACACACACAAACAGCAACUAAUGGACUGUCUUUCUUUGCAUUCCUAAUGUGCUUACUGCCAGGCUCUGGAAUAAACAUGAGAGGCAUUAGUGAGACAUUCCUGUCAGGCAGGUCGUAAUUACCCCUGAAGCUUUCAGUUUCUCUUCCCCAUGCUCAGUUCACUCUCCUGGGGUGCUGUUCUGAUCAGCUUUCUUUCCCUAGAGCUCUGCAUCUCCAUUCUGGGACUCACCGUCCAACCUUACUGGGUUCACUUUUUCAUCUGACAACUCUUUCAUUUAAGAAUAAAAAUAUGAUUUUGCACCAUUAUUCCUGUCCACAGACCUGUUUAAAGCUUAAGCCACUAUUAUAGUUCCUACAAGAAGUCAUGCAUUAGCUUCAGGUUUGAUGUAUGGUAUGUGGAAUAAGUUUGCCUCCGGCUUCUUGGAAGAAAGGUUGUCGGCUUCAUCACCUUUUAUAACAAUUUAGUAGCGUGCAUCUCCUCUGGCACUUUGCUUUCCAUUAAACCAUGCUGUGAAGCAUAUCAUUGGCUUCUGGAGUUGCUUGCAUGCUAGUGUGUAAUGUGCUUUAUGGGUUCGACGUUUCUCGUGGGGCACCUCACUGAUGUUUGCUCUGAGAUUAGACUACUUGAGAGAACCUGAUGAGAUCAAGAUAAGAUCUCUUUCACUUUCUCACUCUAUAUUUGUGGGAAUGCGCCUAGAAAAGAUUGGGUUGUCUCUAUCCCAUGCUUGUUUCUUAACACAGAGCAGAUAAGUUGGCAAACGUCCAAUAGAGAGGGGUUGUGACGGCAAUACGAAAGAAAUCACAGUGAUUGAUGCUUCUUAGGGGGUGGGGUGGUGUACUGAUAUAUAAUAUAUAUAGAAAAUAUGACUAUAUUUUCAUAGAAUGCUCAAAUGAUUGGUUGUUCUAAUGUUUUCUGCUAAAUUGAGGAUAUAAGUAUAAGGGAGAGCCAUUUGUCAUAUAACCCCCACGAUUUGUGAUUGGCAUCUAUGGGGCAUCAAAGAAUCAAUAAGUAAGCAUCAGUUCAAAAAGAGAAAGGAAACAAGGAUUGAUUCUUGAUUCAGUUCCCUGGAAUGUGCCAAAGUCUCCAUAAAUAACAGCAGCUUUACUCCAUAAUAAAUCUCCAUUUGUCAGCCAGAAAAUUAAAUUAAAACAAAAAUCUUGUUCGCAAUAUAGUCACAUGCUAAAUAAAUUCUCCACUCUUUCCUCCCCAUCUUUCUUCCUUUCUCUUUAGUAAAAAUUUUUUUUUAACAAAAAGUAUUUUUUUCCUUCUAAUUUCAAAUAGAUUUAUUCUUUGACGGCAGUAUUUUAUAGAGACCACUUACUUUCGUAGCUCUUAAAAAUGAUUGAAUUUUAACACUCAAAGAGUGUUGAUCACCAGAAAGUGCCUGUGGACUAUAUCAGGUGUCUUUGAGUUAUGUUUAAAAAGUUUGAUUUCAUGUAUUAUGUUUGUGUAUAAAUUUUUCCUGUGUGUUCUGUGUUAAUUGUAUGUGAUAGUUGUUUUUUUUAAUUAAUUUUCAUCUUGUUAUUCUAUCUUUGUGAGAAAAUGUUGAUGUUAUGGUUACAAUACAUCAUUAUCCAUAUAUACAGGUGAAUAUUACCAAUCGCUCUGUGUUUUCGAGAACUGCCUAAAAUUUAAAUAGACACAUACAGUAUAUUACACCAGUACCAUUAGGGGAAUAUAAUAUGACCCCCCCCCCCCCCCAAAAAAAAACACAAAAUAUAUCAUAUAAUGUCACUUUUAAUGCACAUCGGAUCAUUCUAUGUAUUUAACUCCGUCUAAUUUACAAAACUAUUAGCCUAAAAAGUGGCAAUAUUUGAUAGAUGUGUUUUACACAUGUUGAUAUGGAUGGAAAGUGAUUGUACAUUACUAUUAGUCAUGAUAGAGACAAUAUCACAUUUAAGAGAUGUUGGGAAGAACAUCCAAGUACGUGCUUUUGAAAAUCGACUUCCCUUCUUCAGCCAAUCCCUUCUAUAGAGCUGAAUGUUGUCUGUAUAUAAUCCAUGCUGUACAAUGCAUUGUGUAAAUUGUUUCCUGAAUUUAUGUCAGUACAAUUAAUGUAAACAAGGACUGAAAGCAUUUAGAAUUCUGUUAAAUAAAAACCAAAUAUGA